CCGUCGCGGCUCUCGCGGUGUUUCCGCGAGACCGCUUCCUGCCUUCCUCGCCAUUCUGCCUGCCUUCCUCUCCUCAGCCCUUCCCGGCCUCCCUUCCCCUCCGUCGCCCCCUCCCCGCAGGGAUAAUAUGGUCUCCGGCGAUGGACGCUCCAGGUGCAGGAUAUGCUUUUGAGUACCUUAUUGAAACAUUAAAUGACAGUUCACAUCAGAAGUUCUUCAAUGUACCUAAACUUGGAGGCACCAAGUAUGAUGUUCUGCCUUAUUCUGUACGGGUCCUCCUGGAAGCUGCUAUACGAAAGUGUGAUGGCUUCUUUGUGAAGAAGGAAGAUGUUAUGAACAUUUUAGACUGGAAAACCAAACAGAGCAAUGUGGAAGUGCCCUUUUUACCUGCCCGAGUUCUUCUUCAAGAUUUUACUGGAAUACCGGCCAUGGUGGACUUUGCUGCUAUGAGGGAAGCAGUGAAAACCCUUGGAGGUGAUCCUGAGAAAGUCCACCCUGCCUGUCCAACAGACCUCACCGUUGACCACUCUCUACAGAUCGAUUUCAGCAAAUGUGCAAUACAGAAUGCUCCAAAUCCUGGAGGUGGUGAGCUGCAGAAGGCUGGAAAAUUGUCUCCCCUGCGAGCACAGCCGAAGAAGCUGCCCUGCAGAGGCCAGGCUGCCUGCCGAGGAUCCUGCAACUCUGCAGAGCCAGGCCGCAUCUCAGGAACAUUCGCUGCACAGAUUGAGAAUGCACCCGUCCUGUGUCCUUUUCAUUUGCAACCAGUGCCUGAACCUGAAACAGUGUUAAAAAAUCAAGAAACGGAAUUUGGCAGAAAUCGAGAGAGGCUUCAGUUUUUCAAGUGGGGUUCAAGAGUCUUUAAGAACGUGGCUGUGGUCCCUCCGGGAACAGGAACAGCUCAUCAGGUGAACUUGGAAUAUCUGUCCCGAGUGGUCUGUGAAGAGAAAGACCUCCUCUUUCCAGACAGUGUGGUUGGCACGGACUCUCACAUAACCAUGGUGAAUGGUUUGGGGAUUCUCGGAUGGGGAGUUGGAGGCAUUGAGACAGAAGCAGUUAUGCUGGGUCUGCCAGUUUCUCUUACUUUACCAGAGGUGGUUGGAUGUGAAUUAACAGGGUUGUCUAACCCUCUUGCUACGUCCAUAGAUGUUGUUCUUGGCAUCACAAAGCACCUCAGGCAAGUAGGAGUAGCUGGAAAGUUUGUAGAGUUUUUUGGAAGUGGAGUUUCACAAUUAUCUGUUGUUGAUCGAACUACAAUAGCAAACAUGUGUCCAGAAUAUGGUGCUAUCCUCAGUUUUUUCCCUGUUGACAAUGUGACAUUAAAACAUUUGGAACAUACAGGUUUUGACAAAGCCAAACUCAAGUCAGUGGAAACAUACCUUAAAGCUGUGAAAUUAUUUCGCAAUGAUGAGAAUUCUUCAGAGCCCGAAUACUCCCAGGUGAUCCAGAUUAAUCUGAAUUCAAUAGUUCCAUCAGUCAGUGGUCCCAAGAGACCCCAGGAUAGAGUUGCUGUGACAGAUAUGAAAAAUGAUUUCCAGGCUUGCUUAAGUGAAAAGACUGGAUUUAAAGGAUUCCAAAUUGCAGCUGAAAAACAAAGUGACACCAUCUCCAUCCAUUAUGAAGGACGUGACUACCAGCUGACUCAUGGGUCUGUGGUCAUCGCUGCAGUCAUCAGCUGCACCAAUAACUGUAACCCGACCGUCAUGCUUGCUGCAGGUCUUCUGGCCAAGAAGGCCGUUGAAGCUGGUCUGUGUGUUAAACCUUACAUAAGAACAAGUUUAUCUCCAGGCAGUGGGAUGGUCACGCAUUACCUCAGCUCAAGUGGAGUGUUGCCUUAUCUUAGCAAGCUCGGGUUUGAAAUCGUUGGCUAUGGAUGUUCGACAUGUGUGGGCAAUACAGCACCCUUAUCAGAAGCAGUUUUAAAUGCAGUAAAACAGGGUGAUUUGGUUGCCUGUGGAAUUUUAUCCGGAAACAAAAAUUUUGAAGGUCGUCUUUGUGACUGUGUUCGUGCCAAUUAUCUUGCCUCUCCACCCUUAGUGGUGGCUUAUGCCAUAGCAGGCACGGUGAACAUAGAUUUCCAGACAGAGCCUUUAGGUACUAAUCCUACUGGCAAGAACAUUUACCUGCAUGAUAUAUGGCCUACUAGAGAAGAAGUUCAUCAAAUAGAGGAAGAACAUGUUAUAUUAUCCAUGUUUAAAACACUAAAAGAAAAGAUAGAAAUUGGAAAUAAACGAUGGAAUUCCUUAGAAGCACCAGACUCAGUUUUGUUUCCAUGGGACUUAAAGUCUACUUAUAUCAGAUGUCCUUCAUUUUUUGACAAACUUACCAAAGAGGCAGUCUCCCUCCAGCCCAUUGAAAAUGCCCACGUCUUGCUACAUUUGGGAGACGCUGUUACGACAGAUCACAUAUCGCCGGCUGGAAGCAUUGCUAGGAGUAGUGCUGCUGCCAAGUAUUUGACAAACAGAGGCCUUACCCCUCGUGAAUUCAACUCUUAUGGAGCCCGAAGAGGUAAUGAUGCAGUGAUGACAAGAGGCACUUUUGCAAACAUCAAGCUUUUUAAUAAGUUCAUUGGAAAGCCAGCUCCAAAAACAAUUCAUUUUCCAUCAGGACAGACGCUAGAUGUAUUUGAAGCUGCAGAGCUGUAUCAGAAAGAAGGCAUCCCACUGAUUAUUCUAGCAGGAAAGAAGUAUGGUUCAGGAAAUUCAAGAGACUGGGCUGCCAAAGGACCCUAUUUACUGGGUGUAAAAGCUGUUUUGGCUGAAAGUUAUGAAAAAAUACAUAAAGAUCACUUGAUCGGAAUUGGCAUAGCUCCACUUCAGUUCCUUCCGGGAGAAAGUGCAGACAUCCUGGGCCUUUCUGGCAGAGAGACGUUUUCUUUAACGUUUCCUGAAGAACUGUCUCCUGGAAUUACAUUAACUAUAAAGACAAGUACUGGAAAAGUAUUCAGCGUGAUUGCUUCAUUUGAAAAUGAUGUGGAAAUAACACUGUACAAACACAGAGGAUUAUUAAACUUUGUGGCACGGAAAUUCUCCUAGUAUCUGCUGGCCAUGGAUCUUCAGAAACUUAACUUCAAAGCCUUCUGUGCUGGACCAGGAAUCCUGGCAUGGAGCUGCAGUGGUCCAGUGCACUCACCUCUGUCAUCCUUGGUGUAAAUGAUUAUGAAUCACAGUAGUGACUGCAAUGAAAUCUUCUUGAUCUUAAAUCAUACAAGAAUGGUGCUAUUAACAUUGCUAAAAUCAACGUGUGACGUGUGUUGUGGAAGAAACCUGUAAGUAUGGGUGGGUAGGGAUAUUUUAUCAGACCAUUUUGUAAAUAAAGGCAGAAUUUGAACUUGUGUUGAAGAUUCUUACAUGAAUAACAUUGUUUGUUUAGUUUUGCACCUAUAAAACUGUACUACUGUUUGUUGGUUGAAGAGUAGCAGAUUGAAAAAUAAGAAGCCAGAGUAGAUUUAAAUUGUGGAAGUUAGAAUCUGGUUUAUAAAUGGAUUUUUUUUUUUUUUUUU
This is a messenger RNA of Fukomys damarensis (Damara mole-rat), 3499 nucleotides long. It is a transcript of the gene Ireb2, whose product is annotated as iron responsive element binding protein 2. Gene Ontology annotation, molecular function: iron-responsive element binding; 4 iron, 4 sulfur cluster binding; aconitate hydratase activity. The transcript has 22 exons. The record is from RefSeq and is a predicted model, not a curated record. Lineage: Eukaryota; Metazoa; Chordata; Mammalia; Rodentia; Bathyergidae. Gene Ontology annotation, cellular component: cytosol; mitochondrion. Gene Ontology annotation, biological process: citrate metabolic process; tricarboxylic acid cycle. Bases 141 to 3032 code for a protein of 963 amino acids.